Molecule: messenger RNA, 309 nt
Organism: Linum trigynum
Lineage: Eukaryota; Viridiplantae; Streptophyta; Magnoliopsida; Malpighiales; Linaceae
Source: the annotation of a GenBank genome assembly
AUGGAAUUUGUCGCGGCAAUCAACUACGGAAUUGGCAUCGUCCAUCGCAACCAAGUCACCGACUCCGUCAGAGAAGGCGAGGUUUCCGUCACCGCCACUAACGUCAGUGGCACCCGCGUCGUCACUGAUAUAGUGGUGGGGCAGUAUGUGGACACGACAGGAGGGGUCUCACUACAGGCGGCCGCCUCCGGAGGAGGUGGUAAUGGGAUAACGGUGGGGGAGGCGCUGGAAGCAGCGGCGCUGUCGGUCGGGGACAAGCCGGUGGACCAGGCGGAUGCGGUUCAACAAUUGGGGAUUAGAAUAAAUUAA